AGGAGCGACAACUUUGUGGGCAAGUCUCCGGGGCAAAGUUUUCCAUCUUUUUUUAAUCUAUUUAACCGGCAAACUUUACCGGUAAUAUUAACAACACCCGAGGAGGAUUUAGAGAAAAAGUAUUUGACCGUCAAAACGGAACUUGAACGUCGGUGUUGGUGUGUGUGACCGAGGUGUGUGCUCUACACCGGGGCUGGAGCUGGAGAUGGGGGAUCCGGAGCCUCCAGAGUUUGGCUCCGUGGAGGAAGAGCUGCAGUACUGGAAGGAACAGGCUGCCAAACACCAACAGAGUGCGGAGGAGGCCCAGGAGGAGCUGCAGGAGUUUCAGCAGAUGAGUCGGGACUAUGAGGUGGAGCUGGAGACGGAGCUGAAACAGUGUGAGGCACGAAACCGCGAGCUUCUCGCCACCAACAACCGCCUCCGCAUGGAGCUGGAAAACUACAAGGAGAAGUACGAGACGCAGCACACUGAGGCCUACAGGCAGAUCUCCACCCUGGAGGGAGACCUGGCCGAGACCACGGCCGUCAGAGACCAGCUUCACAAGUACAUCCGAGAGCUGGAGCAGGCCAACGAUGACCUGGAGAGGACCAAGAGGGCGACCAUCAUGUCACUGGAGGACUUUGAGCAGAGGAUGAACCACGUCAUCGAGAGGAACGCCUUCCUGGAGAGCGAGUUGGACGAGAAGGAGAAUCUCUUAGAGUCCGUCCAGAGACUGAAGGACGAGGCCCGAGACUUGAGACAGGAGCUGGCGGUGCAGCAGAAGCAGCAGGUACAAGACAGGAAGCCGUCCAUCAGCAGCACAGCCAAAGAGCCUUCCUCCUCCUCCUCUGCGGUGGGAUUGCCCACUCCGCCCCUCACCCCUCCAGACAAAAGAACAGAAGAAAAUAAAACCACGUCUUCGUCCCCUAACCCGCCCGUCCCCUCCGCCGCCACCACCACCGCCGCUCCCUCCAGACCUCCAUCCACAGCUGAUUCCCUCACCACACCGACGCCCUCCCUCAGCAGAGGUGAAAGCCUCUCAGCGACUCCUCUCACCAUGUCGGCGAGGAUCUCGGCCCUGAACAUCGUCGGAGAGCUGCUGAGGAAAGUCGGGAAUCUGGAGUCCAAGCUGGCGUCAUGUCGGGAUUACGUCAACGAGCAGACGGCUAACCGCAGAGGCCACGCCGGUGGACAGGCGGCGGCAGCAGCAGGCCAGAACAACUCCUCAGACACUCAUCCAACCAAUGGCCUCUACAACAAGGGGCUGGUGAAGAGGUUAGACUUCGGAGCGGGACCCAAGCUGCUGCUGUGAAAGUGAAAUCUUCCACCUCGAUCCUUCACCCCCUUCCUCUGAGCUGCUCGGUCCGUCCAGUCGGGAUCUCUCAUGUCGACAUGUAACGGUACUUUGAGUCACACAUCAUACAGGUGAUUUCAGACUCUCUGCCUCUUCAAGGACACCAGCCGUCAUGGAUGAUAUCGUACUGUGGAUACUAUUGGGGAUGUCUGUCAAGAGUUUUUGUUUUAAUAUUAAUUAACUGGACUUCUUCCAGCACUCGCACUUAGCUUGAACUAACUACUGGCCUCGAGCUGCAUGUCUCGUCAUGAAAGCAGCCAAACACCUCGACUGAAAAUGAUCUAUCAAUCAAGAAAACACACUUUCAAACGCUCCACUGCAAGCCUUAAC
This is a messenger RNA of Scomber scombrus (Atlantic mackerel), 1663 nucleotides long. RefSeq names its product nudE neurodevelopment protein 1 (gene nde1). NCBI's taxonomy places the organism in Eukaryota, Metazoa, Chordata, Actinopteri, Scombriformes, Scombridae. The transcript has 9 exons. The record is from RefSeq and is a predicted model, not a curated record. Gene Ontology annotation, biological process: mitotic centrosome separation; establishment of mitotic spindle orientation; centrosome localization. Gene Ontology annotation, cellular component: kinetochore; centrosome; kinesin complex. Bases 206 to 1291 code for a protein of 361 amino acids. Gene Ontology annotation, molecular function: microtubule binding.